Molecule: messenger RNA, 396 nt
Organism: Hydatigera taeniaeformis
Lineage: Eukaryota; Metazoa; Platyhelminthes; Cestoda; Cyclophyllidea; Taeniidae
Source: the annotation of a GenBank genome assembly
CUGGAGGAAUUAACCCUCCCCGUUGCAGUUCACAUGCAACGUGUGAUAAAAGCGAAUUUCGCCGCGGCAUGGGAGGAGUACGGCGAAGAUGGCGAGGCAGAAGAGACCUACUUCCUCACCAAAUUUUCCACUCUUGAUGAGAUGGUGCGAGAGUUGGUGGCUCAUUUGGGCAUGCAGGCGUGUGAGCGCACGGAUCAGGUGCUGUCAAUCGAUAAGGUGGCACACACCCUUCUGCUGGCCGGUGUCUUUCGUGGCGGUGUUAGCGUACUUGCACGUUGCAAACUGGCCAAGUCUCAGCCGUCCGCCGGGCAGCCGGCAGUUGGCAUUAAUCUUCAAAUCACUGUCCGCUCUGCUGCUCCCGAAAUCAACCAGGCUAUUGCUGACUCGCUUAGCUAG